Messenger RNA from Rangifer tarandus platyrhynchus (Svalbard reindeer), 777 nucleotides. The record is from the annotation of a GenBank genome assembly. NCBI's taxonomy places the organism in Eukaryota, Metazoa, Chordata, Mammalia, Artiodactyla, Cervidae.
AUGGAACACGGCUCCAUCAUCACCCAGGCGCGGAGGGAAGACGCCCUGGUGCUCACCAAGCAAGGCCUGGUGUCCAAGUCCUCUCCUAAGAAGCCGCGUGGCCGUAACAUCUUCAAGGCCCUCUUCUGCUGUUUUCGUGCCCAGCAUGUUGGCCAGUCAACCUCCUCCACUGAGCUCUCCCCCUACAAGGAGGAAGCCAACACCAUUGCGAAGAUUCCAGGGACUUGCUUGCUCCCAGAGGUGACAGAGGAAGAUCAGGGAAGAAUCUGCGUGGUCAUUGACUUGGAUGAAACCCUCGUGCAUAGUUCCUUUAAGCCGAUCAACAACGCUGACUUCAUAGUGCCUGUAGAGAUCGAAGGGACCACUCACCAGGUGUAUGUGCUCAAGAGGCCGUAUGUGGACGAGUUCCUGAGGCGGAUGGGGGAGCUCUUCGAAUGUGUCCUCUUCACCGCCAGCCUGGCCAAGUAUGCCGACCCCGUGACGGAUCUGCUGGACCGGUGUGGGGUGUUCCGGGCCCGCCUGUUCCGUGAGUCCUGUGUGUUCCACCAGGGCUGCUACGUCAAGGACCUCAGCCGCCUGGGAAGGGACCUGCGGAAAACCCUCAUUCUGGACAACUCGCCUGCUUCCUACAUUUUCCACCCGGAGAAUGCAGUGCCCGUGCAGUCCUGGUUUGACGACAUGGCGGACACUGAGUUGCUUAACCUGAUCCCGAUCUUUGAGGAGCUGAGCGGAGCCGAGGACGUCUACACCAGCCUGGGGCAGCUGCGGGCCCCUUAG